GCUUGUAUGUGACCCGAACGCCGAAUUUAAGAGGUGGUGGACAAUAUUGCGUGGUCCCCACUAUUCACUCUUCUAGAAAGCAUUCUGUACCUACAGGGCACGUCACAAAAUGCGCAAUGGAGAAUAAAUGCGUCCUGAACGCGCCCGCAACUUAUGAACAGGAAUUUCAGAGCAAGUGUAAAGGAAGCAAAAAGGACAUAACCCGAAACUGGAGACCCAGAGUCUGACUGGGACUGCGUCUCUUCCGUUCCCUUGCCUAUUUCAUUUUCCUCGCUCGCAAAACGAUUCGUCAUCUCACAAAACAUUGCUUCAGACCUUUAUUUGCCUUUUCUCUCGUCUUUUACAUUUUGAUUUAUUUUUCUUCGGAAAUCCUUCCCAUUUUAGUCUCGAGUUUGCAAAAACAUGUGUUUUGUUGUUGUUGGGUUCUGAGAAAACGGAGGAAUACAGCUUUUUUCACCAUUGAGGCACGAUUGAGAGUGGAAGGUACAAAUCUGCUAGUUCCCUUUUCUUCUUUUUUUUUUUUUUUUUUUCUUUCUCGAAAGCCAAACGAGGGAUUACACAUUGUCAUGUUGUCAUUGUGCUCUCAUUAGUAAUUUUCUUUUUGGGAAAAUAUUUUAUAAACCAGUUUUUUCUGUUUUGUUUUCAAAUUUUUGUUAGUGAUUUUUCAUGGACUGCUCAUACUAAUUUUACCCAAAUGUUUCCUUGAACUUUAUGAUUGGGUGUAUUAGCAGUGUGAGUUGAAGAAGGGCAUGGCAUCCUCAGAUGGCGAAGCCGAAGCUCUGCCAUCUACUGUGUCAAAUUACCAUUUUAUGGAUGACAGAGACGAACCCAUAUCAUUUCAUGUUCUGCCCAUUCAAUGGAGUGAAGGUGAGAGGCAGGGUGGCAAGAAAGUUAAGAUUUUUCUGCAUGGAACUGUUGAUGAUGGGAUUCAGAAGAUAUAUAAGCAUGUUAUAGCUUGGAAGUUUGACCUUUCCAAGGGAAAGCCCGAGAUUUUUGUACUCUCCAAGGAAAAUAAUUGGCUUAGGCUUCUGAAGCCGAGGAAGAGCUUUGAGGACACGGUCCGAUCAAUUUUGAUAAUGGUUCAGUUCCUUCAUUAUGUGAAGAGAAAUCCUGAAACAUCCUACAAAUCGUUGUGUACUCACUUGUCUAAAGUUUUCAGCUUGUAUGACGUCAGGCAUUCUCAUAAUGAUCUGCGGGAUCACAUUCUGUUGAUACGUGAUUCUGUUGAACGGGAUGAUGCCUUAGCAAGGUCCAAGUUUUUGGUGAAUUUUCUUGGAGAGAAGCCCGCAAAGAGGCAACUAUCUGAUGAGGUCAUAUUCUCCAGCUUAUCUCUUUCCCUUCCUUUGGGCAUUCAAGGUACAAAUGAUCUCAGAUUUGUGGAUAAUCAUAUAGAACAUGAUAUGAAUGAUGGUGCAGAAAAUGAGUCCAGUGACAUUGAUAGCCUGUUUAGCUCUGUCUGUGCUUUCUGCGAUGAUGGUGGUGAUCUCUUGUGUUGUGAAGGGAGGUGCCUAAGGUCCUUUCAUCCAACUGUAGAGUCUACUGUGGGUUCUGAUUGCAAAUCUCUUGGCUUUACCAAGGAUGAAGUAGAUGCGACGCAAAAUUACUUUUGCAAGAACUGUAAAUAUAAACAGCACCAGUGCUUUGCUUGUGGGAAGCUAGGUCCCUCUGAUAAAUCUUCAGGUGCAGAGGUUGUUCCAUGUUUUUCUGCGAUCUGUGGUCGAUUUUACCAUCCACGAUGUGUUGCAAAAUUGCUUCAUCGAGAUAAUGGAGUUUCUGCCGAAGAACUUGAGAAAAAGAUUGCUAUGGGGGGGUCUUUUACAUGUCCGAUUCACAAGUGCUGCGUUUGUAAACAAGGAGAGAAUAAGAAGGAGAGGGAUUUGCAGUUUGCUGUGUGCAUGCGUUGUCCUAAAUCGUACCACAGGAAAUGCUUGCCAAGAAAGAUUGCUUUUGCAAAGGGAGGAGGAAGUGAUGGAGAACGGCUAUUAAUACCAAGAGCAUGGGAAGGUCUAUUACCUAAACGCAUUCUUAUAUAUUGCACAAAACAUGAAAUGAAUGAAGAAGGCAGAACUAUUAUAAGGGACCACUUAAAAUUCCCUGAUGUUGAAGUGAAGAAGACUGUUACAGAAGAAAAUACGAAAAUUUUGACAUCAGAGUCCCUCGUAGGGAGAGAGAAAGUUGUGUCUAAGAAAAUGGUUUCCUUGGAUGACUUAUAUAGGGUAACAAUUCCUACUGAAAGAUCUGAGCAGAAGCAGAAGCCAUCUGCUGAGGAAGUGGGUGGUAGAAAUGGGGAUAAAGUAUUUUCUGGGUUUGACAGUUUGAGAAAGGUGACAAUAAAUACUGCAUCUAAAAAAGAACUGAAGACUUUCACCUCUGAGGAAAAGAAGACUCCAGUGGGUGAACAUAAAUGGAGCUCCUCUAAGAGCAAUGGUGAAGGAGAAUGUCAGAAGAGUCUCGGCCAUGGGAAUAAGCGAGGCAAUGCGACAUUAGGAAAGCUGCAGCAUGGUGGCAAAGAAAGGCACAGAAGAGGAAUUGUUGAGAUUUCAUCAGUGAACAAGCGUUGUGGCAUUGCUAAUCAGCAUUCUGAGUUGAGUAAGACUGGUAAUAUGCAGCUUGGAAUGUCUAGUGGUGGAACCCAGCUCAACAUUCCUGUUGACACAGGAUCUUGCUCACAGGUUUGCACGUGUAGGCAACAAGUUCCUGAUCUUGCACGAUGUAAUUUAGUGGGUCAGGAUUCUGUUUAUGACCGGAUUGGUUUGCGGUCUUCUACUUGUGGCCAUCAAGGUCUGGCAGCUGAGUCAUUUUCUGGAAUGAAGCCAUUAUCUAUGGUGCCGUAUGCACCUCAAUGUAAUAUUAACUGCUCAAUGCCAACUGCUUUAGUUAACAGUUAUGGUCCUGGAGAGCGUAAACCUGGCUACCUUGGCAAUCCUUUGGGUUUUGCUCCUGGCCCUCACCAGAACUACUCAGUCCAUAAUUCAGCAGGUUGGCUGGAUGAGUAAUUACAAGGAUCACGUUAGGGAGGCGUCAUCCCUUUUUUGUAAGCUUGGAAGAUGUUAAUGAUUUUAAGGGACCCGUUGGUGUAAAGAGAAAUGAGUAAAUAGUCUUUCUUAGUGGACUGAUGAUGAAAAUGACAAAACAAGCCAACGGCCGGGUCAAGAAUCCCAUGAAGGUUGUACAAAGCCUUUGUCUUAUCCAUUGCCAUUUGAACAUCUCUCACAAUAUUUAGAAAUUUCCCUCAUCUGAGUCAACUGUUGAUUCAUGUAAGGAUCCAAGCAGCCUUAUACCAAUUAUCAAAAAAGGGUGGUGAUUUUCCCACUCUCUUUUUAUCCACAUACACUCCUUUUUGUUUUUUUAAUACUUUUUACUAUAAGAUCAUA
Messenger RNA from Prunus persica (peach), 3374 nucleotides. Its product is annotated as protein ENHANCED DOWNY MILDEW 2. The record is from RefSeq and is a predicted model, not a curated record. Bases 750 to 2996 code for a protein of 748 amino acids. The transcript has 9 exons. Lineage: Eukaryota; Viridiplantae; Streptophyta; Magnoliopsida; Rosales; Rosaceae.